UAUUGGACCUUUUCUAGUAUAUUCCAAUUGAAAUAUUUUAAAGAAUCUUUCAAACAAAACCAUUAGACCACACUUCUUUCUCCUAAUCAAAAGAACACUUCUUUCUCCUAUAUAUAUAUAUUAAUUAAUUUUUCCUAAUUACCAUCUACUCUUAUUUCAUUCUCUCGCCCACAGUAACUUUCCAAUUCGUAGCAAUGGGUGGUCCCGAAGCUAACGGCACGGAAACCGAGAAACCAACACAAGCGGUUCAACUGCAUAGUGAUUUUAUUUUACCUGAAAAUCCCGUUAACGGUUAUGAAACCGUUACUAACAACCAAAGUAGUUACAGUGAUGGCGGUGCAGAUAGCAAAAACGAUGGCCACGUAGGGUUUAUUCCUCCUCAUUCACUUCUCCCGACGCCGGUACCACCGGAGGUUUUUCAAAGAAACAAAAACGAUGAAUCUCCGCCGAGUAUCUUCGUCUCCAGCACUAUGCCGGAUUUCGGAAGCUUCAUCCGUCAGCGGAGCAGUGAUUUAUCGACCGCGAUUGCAAAACGAGUUUCAUCGUUUAGAAAAUCCAUGGAGGAGAGAGAGGAGAGCGAUGAGAACGAUAUGAUCAAGAAUAACGAUCGGAAUCAGGAAGUGACGGAAUUCAAUCUUUCAGGUCUCAAGGUUGUUGUGAAGGUGAAACCGGAGGAAGAACCAGCGAUGAAAGGGAGGAUAACGUUCUUCUCGAAGUCCGGAUGCAGAGACUGUACGGCGGUGAGGAGAUUCUUCAAAGAGAAAGAGCUGAAGUUCGUUGAAAUCAACGUCGACGUGUUUCGCGAGAGGGAGAAAGAGCUACGAGACAGAACAGGAAAUACUACUGUUCCGAUGAUUUUCUUCAACGAGAAGCUUAUCGGAGGGUUAGUCGCGUUGAACUCGCUUCGAAACAGCGGAGAGUUUGAUCGGAGGUUGACGGAGAUGGUGGUUGAGAAAUUUGCUGGCGAUGAUGCACCGUUACCGCCUGUCUACGGUUGUGAUAAUAUCGAGGAUGAUCGAACGGAUGAGAUGGUUGGACUUGUUAGUCUUUUACGGCGGAAAUUGUUCGUUCAGGAUUGGUUGAGGAGAAUGAAAAUCGUUAAGAAUUGUUUCGAAGGGAACGAGUUUGUGGAGGUUGUGAUUCAACACUUCAAGUGCGCGCGUAACGAGGCUGUUGAUAUUGGAAAAGAGUUAUCCAGAAAGCACUUCAUCCAUCAUGUUUCCGGGGAUAAUGACUUUGUAGACGGAAAUAACUUGUAUCGUUUCCUUGAGCAUGAACCAUUUACCCCAAAAUGCUUUAAUUUCCGUGGUGCCGUAAAUGACAAUGAACCAAAGGCAGCAGCUUCAGUUUGCGACAGGCUUACCAAGAUUAUGUCUGCCAUUCUUGAGUCUUAUGCUUCUGAUGAUAGACGACGUGUUGAUUAUGCGGCCAUUAGCAAAAGCGAAGAAUUUCGUAGGUAUGUAAAUAUGACUCAGGAUUUGCAGCGAGUCAAUAUCUGCGAACUAUCGGAAAAUGAGAAGCUUGCCUUCUUCUUAAAUUUAUAUAAUGCCAUGGUCAUACAUGCUGUCAUUAGCGUAGGGAGCCCAGAAGGUGUAAUUGAUAGGAGAUCCUUCUUCAAUGACUUCCUGUAUUUGAUUGGAGGACAUCCUUAUUCUCUUGCCAUUAUUGAAAAUGGUAUUCUCAGAUGUAAUCAGAGGUCACCAUAUUCCAUAAUGAAGCCCUUUAGCACCGGAGAUAAACGGUUAGAGGUUGCUCUUGUCAAGUUGAACCCGUUAUUCCAUUUUGGACUUUGUAAUGGUACAAAAUCUAGCCCAAACGUGAGGUUCUUUUCACCCAAUAGAGUUGUAGAUGAAUUAAGAGGUGCUGCAAGAGAGAUCUUUGAGAAUGGUGGCAUUGAAGUGGACCUAGAGAAGAGAACUGUUCAUCUCCCACGGAUUUUCAAGUGGUUCAGUGGAGAUUUUGGACAAGAGCAAGAAAUACUCAAGUGGAUAGUUAAUUACUUGGAACCAAAUAAAGCAGGUCUAUUGACACAUCUCUUAAGCGAUAGUGAACCAGUUAAUAUAUCUUACCAGAAUUUCGAUUGGUCGUUAAAUUCUUGAAUAGUGAUGACCAGAUUUGAUUCUUCCAUCUUAUCCCAGCCAAAAGAAAUAAUUUAAGUGAUACAUUAUCAAAGCAGAUAGUUCAUUAGUGCUCUUAUCAGUAUUGCAUUACCACUUAUGCAGAUCAAUAGAAAUUCUAGAUAGUACAAUUAAAAUUGUUACUGUAUUAUUCUUUCAUAAAAAAAGAUUUGAGUAUGAUGAAUAAAUAUUAGGAACAUAUUCUGUAGAGGAAUUACUAGAUGACACUAUAUACUGCAUUGGAGGUUAGGAAUCUUUUGCAGGACUAUUAUCUUUUUCUACUGUUAAAUUUUAUACCAUACAGGCUUAAAGGCUAAAGCUAUACUAGUAUUUUGUAACUUA
This is a messenger RNA of Lathyrus oleraceus (garden pea), 2459 nucleotides long. RefSeq lists its product as uncharacterized. The record is from RefSeq and is a predicted model, not a curated record. Gene Ontology annotation, biological process: intracellular signal transduction. The transcript is spliced from 6 exons. Lineage: Eukaryota; Viridiplantae; Streptophyta; Magnoliopsida; Fabales; Fabaceae. Bases 195 to 2099 code for a protein of 634 amino acids.